AUGAUCUUUCACACGCAUUUUAUUUUCUUUUAAGUUGGAUAAAUAUAAUAUUUUACAAAAUCUCUAACCUGCACAAAAAUAGGUAAUUAACUUUAUAAUCCAUAUGAUCUUAGAAUUAAAUGCUAUGAUGCUGAUACCUUAAAAUUUAAUUAUCCAUUUUCUAUAACUAUUCUAUUAUUUAGAACAUUCUUACCAUUAUUAGUAUUAUAUAAUAUUAAAAAAAAUAAAAAUAAGCUAAAUGAAUGCACAAUAAAGUAUAAAUAUGGAUACUACUACGAAGAGUUUUAAAGAGAGUACUAUUAUUGGGAAUUUAUUAGAACUUACCUUAAAAUAUUACUUAUCUACAUUUACACUAUUAUCUAACCAUAUUAUUAAAUUACUUCAUUAGUUGGCUCAUUAAUAAUAAUUGGCUUAUAUCUUAAAGUAGUUUAGUAAACGAAUCCAUUUUUUUCAAAAACUCUCUAAAAAAGCGAAAUAUUAUGUUACUUAUUAAUAGUUAUAAAAUUAUUUUUAUCAGGACUCAAAUUAGAUGGUGAUAAUAAAUCUAUAUUAUUUGCUAAUAUGAUCUAAUUUAUAAUAGAUUAUUCAUUCUUUUCUUACUGCUUCUUUUCUAUUUUGCUGUUAAAAAUCAAGAGCAAAAGUUCUAAAUUAGGAAUGUUUUUGAUGAUGUUGAUUACAAAAAUACUUCCUAAAAAAUGCUAUGAAAGCUUAUAGAAUAAUAUCUCUUUUAGAACAUUCUAUCUUUGGAGACUCAUUUAUAGAAAUUUAGCUGUGAUCACAAAAUUGAAACCUGAAUUGUAUUCAAAUAUCUCUCAAUUAAAUAUGUCCAAAAAAGAAUUGAGUCGAAUUACUUAGAAAAAAAAAUCAUAUGUAGCUAAAAAAAUUGUAGGCUUAGAAAAUACUCAAACACUGGAGGAUAAAAGUUUAAUAGGAGGAAGUCCAUUCAUUAGUUAGAUUACAUAAAAUUACUCAUUUAUAAAGCGCCCAUAAUAAACAGUAAAUCCUUUGAAUAUCUUAUCGAAUUCAAUAUACUAAACUAGAUUAAAUACUUUUUAGUAAACAAAAGAUAUUAGUAAAUAAAAAUCAAAAAAAAUAGAGGUACUUGACUUGUCUGAUAUUUCAUGA
Molecule: messenger RNA, 1125 nt
Organism: Tetrahymena thermophila SB210
Lineage: Eukaryota; Ciliophora; Oligohymenophorea; Hymenostomatida; Tetrahymenidae
Product: transmembrane protein, putative
Exons: 2
Source: RefSeq, a predicted model, not a curated record